AUGGGCGGAUCAGCUUCAUGCAUGGGUAAUAAACAAUCUUCAGACCAAGAUACAGAGAAGAAUAAGGGAGGAAAAGGUGCUCAACCACACUCUGAUGACGAAUUCCUUACCGGCAAGGUUCUUAUUCCUUGGAGUGAUCAAGAAUACAAGUUAGGAGUUAACAUGAUUGACGAACAACACAAAGUCUUAGUCAUCCUUAUCAACAAACUUAACCACGCUAUCAAUAUGGGUGAUAUGGACCUCAUUCUGGAAGUUUUUGAAAGACUUGCUAUCUACACUGACUUCCACUUUAAAGAAGAAGAGUCCUUGAUGGACAGAUGUAUUGCUUAUGAAGCAAGCGUUAAAGACAACCAUAAGGAAACUCACAGAAAAUUCAUUUCAAAGAUCUUCUCCCUGAAAUCAAAGGUUGAAGAAACUCACAAUUCUAGAUUUGCGAUGGAAGCUCUUAUGUUUUUGUCUGACUGGUUGAUUACACACAUUUGUAUUACGGAUAAGAAGCUUUGUAGGUUCUUGAAGGCUGAAAACAUUGAUAAGGAUUAUCACAGAAACCAAGCCAUGGAUGAUAUUAAGAAUUAUGAAGUCUCUAUUCCUCAACAACCACAAGAAUAA
Messenger RNA from Naegleria gruberi, 609 nucleotides. RefSeq lists its product as uncharacterized. NCBI's taxonomy places the organism in Eukaryota, Heterolobosea, Eutetramitea, Acrasida, Naegleriidae. The transcript is spliced from 2 exons. Gene Ontology annotation, molecular function: metal ion binding. The record is from RefSeq and is a predicted model, not a curated record. Bases 1 to 609 code for a protein of 202 amino acids.